AUGUUUUCGCUUAGGUUUGCGUUCCUUUUACUUAUUGUCUUACAUGCUAAUGGUCGAACUAUUGAUACGUUAAAUUCAACUAAUCUAGAAAACAAUGAUUCUGUUGACAAACUUCCUGUUGUUGAAAAAGGACAAAAUGAAGAAUUAAUAUUAUCAACUGACGCUGAAAAAUCUAAAUUAAUUCAAGAUCAAUCAUCAGAUAUUCAACCAUUACGAUCACCAUGUAUUGGUACUUAUCCAUCAAAAAAAUUUUCAUAUUCAAAGGAUAAAACAAAAUAUAUUCAGUGUCGUGAUGAAUUUCAUUAUGAAAUUUUAUCAUGUUUAAAUGGUGGUGAAUAUAAUGAAGAAACAAAUUCUUGUGAUCUUAUUAUUACAAUGAUUAAUAAGUGUGAAGAAGAAAAACCAUGUUUAAAUGGUGGUCAUUGUAUACCAUUAUUAAAUUCAACAUUUAAAUGUAUUUGUCAUCCAGAUUGGACUGGUGAUAGAUGUGAAAUACCAAUAAAUUCAUGUGUUAAAAAACCUUGUGGACCAAAUGCUCUAUGUCGUAAAUUAAUAACAAUUGAUUAUGAACAAGAUUAUGUUUGUAUUUGUCAUCAAUCUGAAAGUUAUGGUCUUAAUUGUCAAGAAGUUGUACCUAAUCCAUGUUUAACAAGUAAUGAACAAUUUUUUCCAUAUACAUUUAGUCAACGUGCAUAUAUUCAAUGUGAUGGUGACAUUAUUCAUUUUCAACCAUGUAGUUCAUUACUUUUUUGGAAUCAAGAAGAAAAAAUUUGUGAUCGUAAACGAUCAACAAAAGUUAUUGUACCUAAAUUAAAAAAAAAGAAAAUAUCAAAAUCUAAGCAUUAUAAACAAGAAAAGAAAAUUAUAGAAAAUAUUAAUCAAGAAAUAAUUACAACAACAAUACAAACUGAACAAAAAAAGUAA
This is a messenger RNA of Rotaria sp. Silwood2, 924 nucleotides long. The record is from the annotation of a GenBank genome assembly. Lineage: Eukaryota; Metazoa; Rotifera; Eurotatoria; Philodinida; Philodinidae.